This is a messenger RNA of Torulaspora delbrueckii, 1518 nucleotides long. It is a transcript of the gene MUD2, whose product is annotated as Mud2p. The record is from RefSeq and is a predicted model, not a curated record. Gene Ontology annotation, cellular component: commitment complex; U2-type prespliceosome; nuclear speck. Bases 1 to 1518 code for a protein of 505 amino acids. Gene Ontology annotation, molecular function: pre-mRNA 3'-splice site binding; poly-pyrimidine tract binding. The transcript has a single exon. Lineage: Eukaryota; Fungi; Ascomycota; Saccharomycetes; Saccharomycetales; Saccharomycetaceae.
AUGGGUGAUCAAGAGGCGCUGGAAGACAUGAGAUCGAAGAUUAUGGCCUCGAUGGCUGACGGGAGCCAGCAGCAGCCAGUGAAGAGGACAGCAAGCGAAUCUGCCAGACAGGAGAGUGAGAACAAGAGACAGAGACCAAUUGAGCUACCCAGGGGACCAAGGAAUGGUGGGAAUUCAGUGGCAAGGAGUAGGUACGAAUCGCAUCCUCGGAGACCAGCAGCUCAGAAUGGUUAUAGAGGCGAUGAUUAUCGCUAUAGUUCAUAUCAUAGAUCGCCAUCACCGCGAUAUAUGUCCCCACAACAGCCAGCUCGUGCGCGUAGUAGAUAUACUGCUAACCAGGGAUCCAGGCUCUCAGGACAGAUUCAAGAGGAUUCUUUGAAAGGUGUUGAGCCUAUCGAUAAAAGGAAGAGAAGGAGACCGACAAGAUGGGAUGUGAAACCUAAAGGAUUCGAAAAAGUACCAGCUGAGAGGGCUAAGCUGAGUGGACUCUUUCCGCAGCCAGGCGAACCUCAAGAAUUGGAUCGUUCGAAGCUUGAAAGAGUGGCAAUGCAUGGUGGAGCGAAGAGUAGGCGUACUAGAAUCCUGUUCGAAGAUGCAACGAGUAAAAAUCUACUAUUAUCAAGACUAAGCUGCGAGCUGAUUGUGGAAAAUUUAGAGGCCAACGUUUCGAUUUCUGAUUUCUUGCACAGUUUUGCCAGAGGACUGGGUGAAGAUAUGAACAUCCGUAAUAUUAGCACACCAGAAAACGCCCUUUAUGCCGUGGUCGAAUUCAACAACGCAGAAUGCGCUACUAUUGUACUAUCCUGUCGAAGUUUUAUCAAUCAGCACCUUGGCAUACCGCACGCGAUGUGGAGAAGACCCAAUGAGUACGUUCAGCAGCUAGACCAUACUGAUCGUUUGUGUAGUCCCGAAAUUAUCGCUGUGGAAGGUUUAAAAGAGGAAGACGAAGUUGCAAUCCAAAAACUUCUCUCAGAUGGGGGGGUAAAAACAUGUUACGUAAGACCAAUUUAUUGUCCCACUGGUGAAAGUAAGUUAUUUACAGGAUGUGCACUAGUUGAAUUGGAUGAUGUUGAAGAUGCGGCGUUGGAAGCAUUCCAGGGAGCCACAUGGUUCAAGCCCAAUGAGGGUGCUUUAGUGCAAGACAGUUCUUUAAUUACGUUCCAAAGUCUACCGAAACUUGUAUCAGAGCCCAAACGAUCGGAGUCCAAAGUACUAGUGCUACUAAAUUGCGUAGACCCAUUAGACUUGAAACUCAUGCCUUUUGCGAAAGAAAUCGAGGAUACGCUGAGGUACACGUUAGAAGAGGUGGAUACAGUAUUGAUCAAGAAGCCUAAUGUUGAUUAUCGCUUGAACUUUGAGCAUAUUUCAGAAGGUGUUGGGAAUAUUUACGUCAAGUUUAACACUUUAGAGGCUUCUGUUAGUGCUAUGAAAAAACUACCAGGCUCUAAAUUCAAUGGUAGGACAGUAUUAUGCUCAUAUGUGAAUGAAGAUGAUUUCGAAAGGGUUGGACUUUUGUAG